This is a messenger RNA of Gryllus bimaculatus (two-spotted cricket), 1090 nucleotides long. Lineage: Eukaryota; Metazoa; Arthropoda; Insecta; Orthoptera; Gryllidae. The record is from the annotation of a GenBank genome assembly.
AACUGAAAUGGAAAGCUUAAGCUGGUGGAAAAGAAUUGUGUCGUGGGUCGCCCCUCGCGCGCCCGUCGCCCUGACGAAAGAGACCUUGCUGGAGGCGGCCCAAAAUGGCGACGCCGUUUUGGUGAAAACUCUUCUGGCGCUGGGCAUCGAGCCCGACGAGGUCCGCACGCGCCACGGGGAGUCGGCGCUGUGGUUGGCGGCGCAACGCGGUCGCGUGGACGUCGCCCUGGUGCUGCUGGAAGCAGGCGCCGACCCUUGCAUGCAGGACGUCACGGGCGACACCCCGCUCAUCCGGGCCGCUGUAGACGAAGAGGGGCGAACCGCACUGCACUACGCGGCCAUUGCCAAUAAACCAGAAUGCGUCACUCUGCUGCUGGUGAGCGGGGCAGACCGCUUCGCGAAAGACAAUGCUGGUCAAACACCCAUAGACUUGGCCGUAACCGAUAAAGUGCGCCACUUGCUCCUCACCGCUCCGUACCACGUGAUCGCGCACUCUGCAGACUCCUCCAACUCCGGCGAAAUGAUUCCGCUCCAGCUGCUGCGAUUCGAUUUCAUUCCCCCCCAACGCAACGGAAUGAUCGAGUCGUGAGGUGGUCGACCACGAAGAAGGCUGGCUCGCCACGGUUGUAAAUCUGUCGCAUUCUUCCCAGGAUGGUGCAAGAAGCAAAUGGCAGAAGCGACUGAUUUAACCAGCUUAACACAGGCUCGCUUGGGUUUACACAAUGUAUUAAUCUGUCGAAGAGGAACGGUAAAUUUGCCUUGACUGAGUGUAUUCAUCGCACUCUUCAAACUACUAUACACAACGUUGUAAUUGUCAAUUUUACAUAAAAACUUGACAGUUGGAUUUCUCAUUCCGAAAUAAAGUAACUUAUAGGCACUGUUCUUGUUUGGGCUAUGGCUUAAUGUACGUGUGUAUUUUCUGCGAUUUUUUUUCGAUUUUACUACUGUAUUGGUUUUUAAAUAUUGUGUAACGCUUUUGUUUCAGGUACUUCCUUUUUCAGAAAAGUGUUGCUUUUGUACGACAAGUUCAUACUUUGAAUGUUUGAAGUUUCCUGUUAAAUUUGCAAAGGAAUCAUGAACUUCACAAAUU